Morone saxatilis (striped sea-bass) is the source of this 2858-nucleotide messenger RNA. Its product is annotated as casein kinase II subunit alpha. Lineage: Eukaryota; Metazoa; Chordata; Actinopteri; Moronidae. Gene Ontology annotation, biological process: protein phosphorylation. Gene Ontology annotation, molecular function: ATP binding; protein serine/threonine kinase activity. The record is from RefSeq and is a predicted model, not a curated record. Gene Ontology annotation, cellular component: nucleus; protein kinase CK2 complex; cytosol.
CCCCCUCCCCCCCCAAACCCUUUGCCCUGUUGGGAUCAAUCCCCCUCAUCCCCUACCUUCCCUCCUCUUCCUCCUUCCCUCCCACCCAUCCUCCCUGUAUUCCAACCUUCCUCCGCUGCGGUGAGAUCUCCCCACCAUCUCUGCCAAGCUGUCGGACAUGUCAGGACCCGUGCCUAGCCGGGCCCGAGUGUACACCGAGGUCAACACUCAUCGGCCCAGGGAGUACUGGGACUACGAGUCCCACGUGGUUGAAUGGGGAAACCAGGAUGACUUUCAGUUGGUGCGGAAGCUAGGGCGUGGCAAGUACAGCGAAGUCUUUGAGGCAAUCAACAUCACUAAUAAUGAGAAGGUAGUGGUGAAGAUUCUCAAGCCUGUGAAGAAGAAGAAGAUCAAGCGUGAGAUCAAGAUUUUGGAGAACCUACGUGGAGGUCCUAACAUAAUCUCCCUCAUCGAUAUUGUGAAAGACCCAGUACGUGGUGAGCCCACCAGCUGUGCAAGCAUAUCGAUUUCACUUGGGCUUGCGAAGUAUGUGUCUUCCCGGACGCCUGCCUUGGUCUUUGAACAUGUUAACAACACAGACUUCAAGCAACUGUACCAGACCCUGACAGAUUAUGACAUCCGGUUCUACAUGUACGAGAUCCUCAAGGCCCUGGACUACUGCCACAGCAUGGGAAUCAUGCAUAGAGAUGUGAAGCCACACAACGUGAUGAUUGAUCAUGAACACCGCAAGUUGCGCCUUAUUGACUGGGGUCUGGCUGAGUUUUACCACCCAGGACAGGAGUACAACGUCAGAGUCGCCUCCCGCUACUUUAAAGGACCCGAGCUCUUGGUGGACUAUCAGAUGUACGACUACAGUCUGGAUAUGUGGAGCUUGGGCUGUAUGUUGGCGAGCAUGAUCUUCAGGAAGGAGCCCUUCUUCCACGGCCAUGACAACUAUGACCAGUUGGUGAGAAUAGCCAAGGUUCUGGGGACUGAAGACCUGUACGACUACAUUGACAAGUACAAUAUUGAGCUGGAACCUCGUUUCAACGACAUUCUGGGAAGGCAUUCUCGUAAGCGGUGGGAGCGGUUUGUCCACAGUGAGAACCAGCACCUGGUCAGCCCUGAGGCUCUGGAUUUUCUUGACAAGCUGCUGCGCUACGACCACCAGGCCCGACUGACUGCCCGCGAGGCCAUGGAUCACCCAUACUUCUUCCCUAUUGUGAAAGAUCAGUCUCGUGUGGCCGGAUCAGCCAACCUGCCCAGUGGGAACACAGCUGUUAGCACAGCCAGCAUGAUCACUGGUAUUUCUGCCUUGCCAGCCUCCACUGCCCUGGGCCCUCUCACUGGCUCGCCGGUCCUGUCUGCUGCCACCAACGCCCUAAGCACCCCGGUGCCCGCUGCUGCUGGCGCCCCGCAGUGACACCACACCCAAAUCCCCCCCCAGUCUCUCCCACCUCCACCACCACUCAGCCCGGGGUUGGGGGUGGUGGGGAUACUAAGACAGGUGCCACUCUGCCAGCCCUCUCCACAUCCAACCUAACUCAGUGUGACUGCGCCUCACCAACCUCCCGGCUGGAGGACGCCGUCGUCUAUGAAAAGAAAGCUGUUUUUUCCGUUCCUUAUCUUCCUUGAAUGAACGUGUUAACCUGACAUCUGAAAUGAAUGUUCUGUGUAAUGAAAUAUACAGGUAUUCCUUUCAUUUCCCCACAAGCCGUAGUGAAUACAAAGGGGUGUGUGUUUGUGUGCGCCAAGUCUGAGCGCGAGAGUCAUCCACGGCUCAUUUGGGGUCUCAGCAAGCCCCCCUCCCACCUGUGUGGUUUUAGUUUGGAUUGUGAAGGCAGGGUUCAAUAAGUACAUCAGCAGAAGGCAAAAAGAAAGAUGUUGGCCAUCAGGACCAAAAGGAGUACAUCCUGUAUAGUUUACUACUGCUGCAUUGUCAAAAACAGACCUUUACCUCCCCAGAUGAGUCUAAACACCCUCCAGAUCACAGCGUUUUGGAAGUGUUUGGUGCUGUUCUGUUCUCCAGGUGUAUGUGAACACAAUGACACUUCAACACUUUCUCUGCCUGAGUAGUUCUGUCUUGCCUUUCUUACCAAACCAGAUCACCAGUCUUCUUUUGAUAUGCGACUCCCCAUCACGUCAUCUGUCGUUAAUUUGUUUUGUAUUGAAACGUUUGCUGACUGCUGGAUUAAGGUUCAUCACCAUCAAGCGGUUCAAUCGACUCUAGAGUCGUACUACGAUCUCUUAAAGAAGCCAGGUAAGGUUCAUUCAGGUUCUCAAAAGUUUCUCAAACGUGCUGCUUUCCAGUUCCUUGAAUUACUUCAAGUGGCUUUUCUUGAAUUACUUCAAGACAUAACCAAAGUUUACUCAGUCGGUUGGAAGAAGAGACUGACCAAAUCUAGUUUUGUUUUGUGAGAGUUGCUCAUGGAGAUGCUGUAAUGCAGGUUGACACUGUGGGUUCUAGUGAAUACGAUGACCACGUGAUACAAUAAUCUGCUGGUGGCUGAAGUGCUGUUAGUGUUGUAGGAAAGUUGAGUGUGCGGUGACAUGGGGAAGCUUCGAGUAUUAACAGUUCACCGCUUUCACAAACAUGUUGAGAGAAGUAUUGAAGUUGAAUAGCACUUGAAGGGUAAGUUUCCCCCAGUGUUUUAGUGCCAGAGUUUGAAAGUAUAGGUUUUAGACCCUGUUGUACAUAUGCAUCUUUUUUUUUUUUUUUUCAUUUCAAAACCUAAAAAUGCAAAUAAAUCAGAACAUGUAUACAUUAACCUGAGAACGGAGCAGUCCCUACAUCACUGUAUAUAUUUUUAUGUCCUUAUGUAGAAGACUAGUAUUUGAAAAUAUUUGUGUAAAUAAACACGUGUUUUAUUUAUCAGGUA